AUGACAGAACAGCAGGGAACCCCUGACCAGCUGCCUGCAGAGAAGGGCCAAGGAGGGGCUGGAGCCACAUACAAGCUGGCAGUUUUUGAGUACGAGAACUUUCGUGGCAAAAAGAUGGAGUGGUCUGGUGAAUGUAAAGAUGUGUAUGAGAAGGCACAAAGAGUUGGUUCAGUCAUUGUGGAGUCGGGACCAUGGGUGGGGUUUGAGCGUCCAGGUUUUGCAGGAGAGCAGUACGUGCUUGAGAAAGGAGAAUAUCCUCGAUGGAGCACCUGGACCAACUGGCAGAGUAACUACAAUCUGAGCUCCUUCAGGCCUCUGAAAGUGGACAGCGCAGAUCACAAGCUGUUCCUGUUUGAGAAUGCUGGCUUUGAGGGCAGAAAGAUGGAGAUUGUUGAUGAUGAUGUCCCCAGUCUGUGGGCUCAUGGUUUCCAGGACCGUGUGGCCAGUGCUAAGGCUGUCAGUGGAACAUGGGUGGGAUACAUGUAUCCAGGCUACAGAGGGCGCCAGUAUGUGUUUGAGCAUGGAGACUUCAAGCACUGGAACGAUUGGGGAGCCACUGCACCUCAGAUCCAGUCCGUCCGACGUGUGCGGGACAUGCAGUGGCAUAAGAGAGGGUGCUAUAUUGCCCCUGCACCUGCCCCGACCCCUGCCCCAGCCCCCGCCCCCGCCCCAGCCCCGACUCCAGCCCCUGCCCCUGCACCUGCACCACCCAAUCCCAAACCCAAUCCCAACCCUGCUCCCAACCCCAAAUCCCAAGCUCAACCCCAAAUUUAA
This is a messenger RNA of Stegastes partitus (bicolor damselfish), 774 nucleotides long. RefSeq names its product beta-crystallin B3-like. The transcript is spliced from 5 exons. Gene Ontology annotation, biological process: lens development in camera-type eye; visual perception. Lineage: Eukaryota; Metazoa; Chordata; Actinopteri; Pomacentridae. Bases 1 to 774 code for a protein of 257 amino acids. Gene Ontology annotation, molecular function: structural constituent of eye lens. The record is from RefSeq and is a predicted model, not a curated record.